ACGUUUCAAGCAGCAGCAACAACAGCAGCAGCAGCAGAUGCCAUGCAGCUCAACGCCCCACACCACCGGGAGCAACAGCAGCAGCAGCAGCAGCAAGCUUUAGACGUUUUCAGCAGAACGUUUCGAAGGGCCUACAGUCUCGUGAGGGCCUCCCCGCCUCCAGAGGAGGGAGAAGUUUCAAGUCUUGCUGCGGAGGAACCUCAUAUAGAACUUUUCAGUUGCAGCAGCAGCAGCAAUGGCAACGUCGACAGCAGCAGGAGAGUUGGCGGAGUUAUUGAGCGUUGUAGAAUUAUUGCUUCAGCUCCUCCUAUGCGGGGGAAGGUGCUUACUGCUGUUGCCUUAUGCGGCCGCCGGUGUCCCAGCAGCAGCAGAAGCAGCAGCAGCAGCAGCCCACUGACAGGAGCCGAAAUACAAAAGUUGCUGCUGUGUUGGUUGCUGCCCUUACAAAAGGAACUGGUAGAAGUUGCCGGGGUACUUGGAGGGGUAUUGAAUGCUGCUGGCUGUCUACUAGGAUCUUCGCUGCAGCGAGCUGCUGCUGCUGCUGCUGCAACGGCAGCAGCUCCCACUUUAGCAGCUGCAGCAGGAGCGGCAGCACCCAUCAAGGACUUCUGCUGCAGCCUCUCCCUAUGGGGAAGUAUGCCGACUGCAUCUAUCCUCCAAUUCGUUGCUUCCAUAACAGCAGAAACAGCAGCAGAAAUGCUACAGCAGCAGCACCAGCAGCAGCUAGUCCAGCAGCAGCCGCUGCUUCGCGAAGAGGAGCAGCACACGCAGCUGCAGGUGCUAAAGCCAUCGGUAUGGAUUCAGCUGAUUCCUUUCUUAAGGGAGGAAUCUCUAAUGGAUUUGCUGCUGCUCUCUGUCUUUAAGGCCAAGCUGCUACAGCAGCAAAUCGAGCAGCACCAGCAGCAGCUGCUGCAGAUGCAGCACGGGCAGCAGGAGGAGCGGGUGCAGCAGAUGUUUGUUGAUGCAGUAGAGAGAGUCGUAUCCCUUGAACGAGUGUCUCCAGACGCGUGGUUUGCUGCUGCAACAGCAGCAGCGCAGCAUCUGCUAUCUCUUAUUCAGCAACAGCAGAAGAUCUUGCAGCUCCUUCGCCCUCUGUCCUCAACCCAAUACGAGCAUACCAGAAGCAGCAGCGCCAGUCAGCGGCGCCAGCGAGGGUCUCGCAAUGAGGUGUAUCUGUUAGGAGCUUUCUGUGCUGAAUUUGGUGGUAUCACACCACAGAUGCUUCUGCAGCAACAGCAACAGCAGCAGCAACAGCAGCAGCAACCGCAGCAGCAGCAACAACAACAACAACAGCAACAGCAACAGCUACAACAGCAGCCUCUGGGAUUUUACAUACGCUGUUGGAUGAGGCUCCUUGGGUGUCUUUCAGCCUUGCUGCUGCAACACCGCGUGUCUGCUGCAGCAGCAGCAACAGCAACACAGAUCGAAGCCAUUUUGCAGCAGCACGAGGUUUGUUCUGCUGUCUCUACUGAAUGCUCAAAGGAGACUUUGGGGCUUGAUAGAGCAUGCAAACAUUUAAGGACUUGUCAGAGAUAUUGUCUAACGGAGUUGUUGCAGCAUCUGCAGCAGCUCAAGGCCUUUAGCGAACUCAUUGCCGGGAUUUACUUCUGCUUUGAAGCCGGGAGCACGAACUCAUCUGAGCCUGCAAGCUACAGGAGGGGGCUACCCCAGCAGGAGCACCAGUGCGGUGAUCUGCUGCCUUCUUUUGUAGGGCAUAAUGCCAACCUGAAGACGGAAGAGUUGCAGUUGCUUGACCUGUAUCUUUCUCUAGCGGGUCUAGGGUUUAGGGUUUAG
Molecule: messenger RNA, 1794 nt
Organism: Eimeria maxima
Lineage: Eukaryota; Apicomplexa; Conoidasida; Eucoccidiorida; Eimeriidae
Exons: 5
Biological process (GO): regulation of transcription by RNA polymerase II
Cellular component (GO): nucleus; SWI/SNF complex
Molecular function (GO): transcription coregulator activity
Source: RefSeq, a predicted model, not a curated record